Molecule: messenger RNA, 1121 nt
Organism: Pantherophis guttatus
Lineage: Eukaryota; Metazoa; Chordata; Lepidosauria; Squamata; Colubridae
Gene: C1QB
Product: complement C1q B chain
Molecular function (GO): protein binding
Source: RefSeq, a predicted model, not a curated record
GGGGUGUGUGUGUCAGCAGCCCGAAACCCAGAGGUGUGUGCGUGUGCACACACACGCGUGUCCCAUCCAGGAAAUCGCUUUUGACGGUACCGGACGGACAGGCGACUUGUGUCAACUCAACCCUUGCUAGCUUGAAGGGACAACAAGACAGGCCAGGAUGCUCAGUGCCAAGCUGUUGGUCGGGGUCUUGAUGGUCUGGCUGCCCGCAGCAUGGUUGGCACGAGCCAGCAGCUGCCAAGGUCCCACACUCAUCCCUGGGAUCCCCGGUAUGCCAGGAGCUCCGGGGUCCAACGGCCAGGAUGGAAUUGACGGGAGCAAAGGAGAACGAGGUCCACCUGGAAGAGUCGAAGAUUACCGAGACGCUGGCGAACCCGGUGAUCCCGGCAUGCCAGGUUUCCCAGGGAAAUUUGGUCCUAGGGGACCCACGGGUGCCAAAGGUCCCCCCGGGCCUCCUGGAGAACGAGGCCUGAAAGGCGAAUCCGGGGAUGCCAAAGCGUCUCACCGAUCGGCUUUCUCGGCCACGCGGGGUGCCACUUUUACCCCGCGUCGGUCUCAACCGGUUCGUUUCGACCGGGUUAUCACCAACGUGGGUAACCACUACAACAGCCGCUACGGCCAAUUCGCUUGCCAGAUCCCGGGGAUCUACUACUUCUUACACGCCACCUCGCGCGGCAAUCUGUGCCUGCACCUGAAGAAGGGCCGCGGCAGCUCCAGCGCGGAGAACGUGGUGACCUUUUGCGACUACGUUUUGAACACCUUUCAGAUGACGACCGGCGGGGUAGUUCUUCGAGUGGCCCAGGGCGAGAUGGUGUGGCUGGAGCCCACGGAGAAGAACUCGCUGCUGGGGGGCAUCGAAGGCUCCGAUAGCAUUUUCUCCGGAUUCCUUCUCUUCCCCGAAGCGAACGCCUGAACCACGUUUACCUCCGUCUCCGGUGCGGCGCCCCCCCCACCUCCGAAAGGAUAACGCCCCCCCCUCCAAAAGGGUUACGAGUUGCAACCCUCCUUGUCUCCUUCCUCCUUGCUUUCAUCCCACCCCUCACAUUUUUUUUUUCCACGCACCACCUUUCGAGAUCUCGGCGAGAUUUUUUGCAAAUGAAUCAAUAAACCGUUCAUUGAGAAAA